CUGAGAAGCCGGGCGGUGGCUGGGGCCGGCGACCUGAUUUUUCCACUGCUCUCCUUAUGGCCUGACGCUGACAGAGGCAAAAAUCUGCUAACUCAGGGGCCGGCUCAACCGGGGCUUCGAGCAGGCCUGGGGGAUGAUCCCCUGAUCUCCAGAAGGUGCCUUCCACGGCUGCACGCCCAUCCCCAGCUGGCUCUGCCGGCCAUGGCUCUUGGCCCUGGCUCCACUCCUGCCUAAUGUUACUUUGCUUGUGACACACGGGCCCUCUGUCUUCUGCCAGGACCAUGAGGCUCUGGAGGCCUCGGAGCCUGGGGGUGGCUCUGGGCAUCUUCAUGACCAUCGGAUUUGGCCUCCAGCUCUUGGGGGGACCAUUCCAGAGGAGGCUCCCUGGACUGCAACUCCCACAGUCCUGGAUCCCUUCCCUGGGACCAGCUGUUAAGUCUUGCCUACCCAGACAGCGACUCGUGUUCCUGAAGACACACAAAUCCGGGAGCAGCUCUGUGCUCAAUCUCCUUCACCGCUAUGGGGACCAGCAGGGACUACGCUUUGCCCUGCCUGCCCACUACCAGUUUGGCUACCCAAAGCUUUUCCAGGCCUCUAAGGUCAAAGGCUACCAUCCCCAGAGUUCGGAUUCGCAGAAGCCUUUCCAUAUCCUCUGUCAUCACAUGAGGUUCAACCUGAAAGAGGUGCUUCAGGUCAUGCCUUCUGACAGCUUCUUCUUUUCCAUUGUCCGGGAUCCAGCAGCUCUAGCCCGCUCCGCCUUCUCCUACUAUAAAUCAACUUCCUCAGCUUUCCGAAAGGCACCAUCUUUGGCAGCUUUCCUGUCCAACCCUCGAGCCUUCUACAGACCCGGCGGCCGGGGCAACUACUACGCCCGCAACUUACUGUGGUUUGACUUUGGCUUGCCCUUCCCCCCAGAGACGAAGACCAGGAGAAUGAGUCCCCAUGUACUCAGGGACCCCAAACCCUUCCAGUCACAUGCCAUCCCUUCUGGUGCUGGCCCUGGAAAGCUCUUUCCAGCUAUCACCACAGCUCCUGCAAAUUAUGAGCAGCCAGCCAGCCUUGCCUCUCCAGAUUCUGAGCCCUCGUCUUUUAUCCAGUGGGGUCUGGCCUGGUUGGACUCUGUCUUUGACCUGGUCAUGGUGGCCGAGUACUUUGACGAGUCACUGGUUCUGUUGGCAGAUGCUCUGUGCUGGAGUCUGGAUGACGUGGUGGGCUUCAUGCACAAUGCCCAGGCUGGAGGUGAGCAGAGGCUCAGGACUGCCAGUAAGAGUGCCGUGACUGGCGAAGAUCCACAGCUGACUGCACGGGCCCGAGCUUGGAACAAUCUAGACUGGGCUCUUUAUAUCCACUUCAACCGUAGUCUGUGGGCCCGGAUAGAACACUACGGCCGGAGUCGGCUGCAUCGUGCUGUGGCUGAGCUCCGGGCUCGAAGAGAAGCUCUGGCGAAACGUUGCCUGAUGGGAGGUGGGGCUCUGGACCCCAAAUACAUCACCGACAUAAGGCUCCGGCCUUUUCAGUUUGGUUCAGCUAAAGUGCUGGGCUAUGUGCUUCAGAGUGGGCUCAAUCAGAAAGAUCAGGAGGAAUGUGAGCGCCUGGCCACCCCUGAGCUGCAGUAUAAGGACAAACUGGAUGCUAAGCAGUUUCCCCCAACUGCCUCCCUGCCUAUCAAGGCCUCAAGGCUAGCGCCCCCGUAGGAAUCAGACUACAAACUAGGACACCUGUGAUGCACGGAGGGCCUCCGCAGCUCUGCUUCCCUUGGAAGGAACAGGAAGUAUGCUCUGAGGGGAGACUGGAGCUGUCUGGACUUUCUGUGGGAAUCCCAGCAGCAUCUGCCCCUCCAUCCCCUGCCUGCCCCUCAUUUUGCCUCUUCAAGCCUCAAGACAGAGUCAUGUAGCAGUUCCCAAAGCCCCCUGGAGGGGCAGAAGAUGACACUGAGACAGAGAAAGUUUGGGACAUGAUACAUCCAUUUCUCUAUAUUUGUUAAGAAACUGCGUCGAUUUUACUGUGAAAAUAUU
Psammomys obesus (fat sand rat) is the source of this 2015-nucleotide messenger RNA. RefSeq names its product galactose-3-O-sulfotransferase 4 (gene Gal3st4). The transcript is spliced from 4 exons. Gene Ontology annotation, biological process: glycolipid biosynthetic process. The record is from RefSeq and is a predicted model, not a curated record. Lineage: Eukaryota; Metazoa; Chordata; Mammalia; Rodentia; Muridae. Gene Ontology annotation, molecular function: galactosylceramide sulfotransferase activity. Gene Ontology annotation, cellular component: membrane. Bases 282 to 1694 code for a protein of 470 amino acids.